AUGAUGCCAUCUGUUCUCUCGUCAACCUACCAGCAAUACAAGCGCGAUACUAAUGUCGUUGCUUCGUGGUUGGCCACUACCGCCACAAGCUCCGGCUAUACCAAGCCUCUGAGCCAACCUGUCACUACGGCGGCGUCAUCGAAACCAGUUUCCCAAAGAUUGAAAGGCAAGGCCCGCAAAGAAGCCAAGAAGCACCAGGUGUUCGGUGACGCGGCACCCGUUCAAGAUGCCAAGCCAACGCAUGUCAUCGCCAUCAAGGAUUUUGUGCCUCUGGCCGACUUCAUCUCUGCAAAGCUCUCCGGCCCCUUCAAGGUCCCUGACUUCUUUGUUUCAGCCCUCAAUCGUGUCAUUGAAACUCGGAAACGCUUCUCCAGCAUGGUAGGAGAGGUCCGGGGAUUUAAGGACUACCACGGUGAUAAGAAACAUGUCUAUUUUGUCACCGUUCUGGAACGGGUUCGCGACGCUUUCAAGCCGCAUGCUGAUGCCGAUGCAUUCAACAUGUCCUCCGUGGUAGAUGCCACAGACAGCAUCAACAAGAAAAGUCCGAGGAACAUGUUCGCUGUACUGGACGUCUAUGAACCAUCUCAGAGCUUCCUGGCAGCUCCAGAUAUCGAUCGUCCUGCACAGCCUCUGACGGAGUACGUUGCCGAGAAUGACGACUCGGCAACAGAGGCCUUGUUCAUCUACACUGCCUUCCUCAGAGAUCUCGGUCAACUUAAGGACCAGAUUCUUGAGCUAUGGGGCGAGUACAAGUCUGGCGAAGUCGACCUCGCUGCAGUUUCGGUAGCCACCAACACCGCUCUCCAACUGGCACGUAACAUGGAGCAAGAAAUCGCCCCCUCGAUGGAGAAGCUUGAAGGCGCCUUGGGCGCAAUCCAUAUGUUCUACGAAGCCGCUUGCGCAGCACGAGGUUUGGAUCCUCUCGAAAAGGAGUCAUUCGGCGAUGAUUUCAAUUUUCAAUGCUACCAAGAGGGUUCCGACUUUUACUACAAUACUUUCAGCCUUCUCAACUCUUUCAACACCAAUUCGGUUACAGAUCCAGGCAUCCCUACCUACAAUGGGAAGUUCGGUUGGUAUGAUGAUACGAAACGGGCCAGGGACGGCCGUGAGCGGUGGCAAGAGGAUAAAGCAGCGCUUCUCGAGGUCUUUGCUGACCAGACGAUGCUCGUCCAACUACUAAAGGCGGUCCCAGUUCACGACGAGUUCACCAAAGGGCUGAAGACAAUGUUGGAAACCGGCAAGAUUCCUGUAUGGCUUUGUUUUGCCGCCCAGGUGUACCUCGACGUCCUCAAGUUCCUUGGUGCCUCUGUGCGGAAUGGCGAGAGAGACCUCCAACGUUCCACGAGGAUCAUUGCGGACAGCGUCAACAACGCUCUACAAAUUCGCAGCGAUCGAGAAGCCACGGUUAAGCAGAACAUGCAAGAAUGUCGCAGACUGGCUACCAUGUGGGGUCGCGGCCAGGAUCCCUUCAGUGCGAUUCGCAUUGCUUCGGGGCUUCAGGACAGGCCGUCCAACUUCUUGGAGCAUCAUCCGAUAUAUUGUGGCUUAUAUCUGCAUUUCGUUCGAUCCUUGUUCCACCGUGUCGGCGUUGAGUACGCGGCAAAGCCGGGCAACGUCAUGCACGGCAUCCAGCUCUACCAAGCUGUGCAGCAGGAGGGUCUCCUCCAAGGUAGCGAAGAAUGUGGUCUUUUGGAGACGAUGCUCGAGUCUCAGGGUAACUCGACUUUCUUCGUUGGCGAUCCGCCCAAGUCCCCGGAGGCUUACUUCAAGAAUUUCGGAUUGUCCAAAGGGAUCUCAGCGGCGCAAUGGCUGCAAAAACGGAGCAAUCCCAAGCGCGUUACGACAUCAAAGGCUGGGAUCCGUAUCAUGAAGUUCAAGGGCAUCUGCUCCUUGUCCUUUGCCGCUAAAAUCGCGAUUGAAUCGGAUCAGAGAGGCCUCAACGCCGAGGUCAUUGACCAGAUCCUCGAGCGUAGCGGUUGGCUUGAGAAACUGCCAGCCACGGCCGAGAGUCGCCCAGAUGAUCCGCAAAGGAAACUCAAGAGCCAUCGCGCCCUCGGCACAUCAGAGCUCGUUCGUCAGGUCUGCCUCGCGAUCAACGACGAAAUAUCGGAGAUCUCAUUUGAUUAUUAUCACGUCGACCGAGUUUGCUGGGAGUUGUUGAAGCAUGUGCGAGAAUCCGUGGAUGCACGCAAUGUGGGAGGCUCUCUCGACCCGAGUCUGCUUCGCACGAUCCUGGACAACAACCUAGGCGAUGUUGUUGGCAUCGUGUUCGCCGCAGCUGUCGGUCAGAUACCCACAGUUCCCCCAGCAGAUUCGAUGGCGCCACUGCGAAAAGCGGCAGAGGCAUUCAAGGUCAAGUCUACUCCAGAUCAAUAG
Messenger RNA from Colletotrichum higginsianum IMI 349063, 2376 nucleotides. RefSeq names its product Ank-repeat protein mbp1. The record is from RefSeq and is a predicted model, not a curated record. The transcript has 2 exons. NCBI's taxonomy places the organism in Eukaryota, Fungi, Ascomycota, Sordariomycetes, Glomerellales, Glomerellaceae. Bases 1 to 2376 code for a protein of 791 amino acids.